Molecule: messenger RNA, 14274 nt
Organism: Ogataea haglerorum
Lineage: Eukaryota; Fungi; Ascomycota; Pichiomycetes; Pichiales; Pichiaceae
Exons: 2
Coding region: 1-14274 (4757 amino acids)
Biological process (GO): ribosomal large subunit assembly; rRNA processing
Cellular component (GO): preribosome, large subunit precursor; nucleus
Molecular function (GO): ATP binding; ATP hydrolysis activity
Source: RefSeq, a predicted model, not a curated record
AUGGACAACGACGACCUGCUCGCGACGCUGGCAGAUUUCAUCAGCGACUACAGAAGCCGGAAUAUUUCCAACUCUGCGAACUUAUCAAACAUAGCACUCCAUUUUCUCGACAGUACUGCCACGGCCGCGUACGUGUGCGCUCUGAGGCCGCUUGUGGUCGAGGUGGCGUCGCGCAUUGCGAGCAACGGCGAGAUCGAAAGGGCGUACUUGAGACACCGCGACAAGACGGUGUCUGUUGCAGGGUCCGUGGCCCUGAGCAGUCUGGCCAAGAUCGGCUCGAGCUGUCCGGAGACUUUGACGAUUAUCGAGCUCUAUUUGCAGAAAAACCACUUCUUCAGCAUGAUCGACCUCGAAACCAUCGACCAGCACGAACUGCAGUCCGUCUUCCUCUCCUUUUUCAGGCUUCUGACCGCAGAUAGGGAGAAGUUCCACCGGUACGUCGACUCUGCGCUUUUGCACUCUGCAGUUAGUUCGGAGAAAACGUCGGCUGUCAACAAGCUGCUUGCAGUCAAAAUCCUCGCCAUCCACCUGUUUCUGUCCGAAAAGGUGGCAGUUGAAAUGAUCCGCAACCAUAUUGGCCCGGGCCCCUUUUUGGGCGUCUAUGAGGGCGUCGACGGCAUCGACUACGAGUUUCUUGCAUUAUACGAAGCACAGCGGCUUGCCGGCCUGCUGAAAUACCCGUGUCUGCAGGCCGCCCGCACGGAAAACAAGUACACCGUCAAGUUUGUGCAGGCAGACUUCUCUGACGGCGCGACGAUCGUGGCCGACGUGGUGCUCCCCAACAUCGGCGGCCUCGUGCGCGGCAGAGCAGAGCACGUCCCUAGCUCCGAAUUCGUGCCGCUUCCAAAGUCUCUGGCUUCCAUGAACCGGCUGGCGCAAAGCAUACAGAGAUCCGAACCUGUGCUGCUGGUAGGCCGCUCGGGGACGGGCAAGACGUUCCUGAUCAACGAGGUGGCCAAACAGCUGCAGCUGGACACGAUGGUGAAGAUCCACCUGAACCAGCAAACAGACCCGAAGCUGCUUCUGGGAACGUACUCGUCGGGAGCCAAGCCGGGCACUUUUGAGUGGAAAAACGGUGUUCUGACGACCGCCGUCAAGGAGGGCCGCUGGGUGCUUGUGGAGGACAUCGACAAGGCUCCGAACGAGGUUCUGUCGAUUCUGCUGAGCCUGCUGGAGAAAAGAGAGCUCACGAUUCCGUCCCGAGGCGAGGUGAUCAAGGCCGCGAACGGGUUCCAGCUGAUCUCGUCGCUGCGUGUUGCGGGCGACUUGCGCAGAGUGGCGUUGCCCGACAUGAUCGGGUUGCGGCUGUGGAACGUUGUGGAGCUCGAGGAGCUCGACGCCAACGAGCUGCGCACGAUUCUGGACACCAAGUUCCCGCUGCUAGCUAAUUUCACCGCCAUGUUUAUCAGGUGCUUCCAGGACGUGAGGGAGCUGUACGGCUCGCGCAAGUUUCUGAGCAUGAACAGGGGCGCGCAGCCGAGAGCUCUCACCAUCAGAGACCUCAUGAAGCUGUGCAGACGGUGCACGCGGAUCCUGGAGGACCGGCACGUCGACAGCGCCAGUCUGCUUCCGGAGGAGGUGUUCGACCUUAUUUUCCAGGAAACGGUGGACUGCUUCACUAGCUCGAUAGCCGAGCGCAGCCCGAUUGAGGCCGUCGUGCAGGCCGUCGCCGUGUGCUUGGAGGUGCCGACGUCGCGGGCAACGGUGCACGUGAACAAGCACGUGCCGUCGUUCGAGGAGUUUGCCGACUCUGUGUCUGUGGGGCGGGCGCAUCUGCGCAAAAAGGCGGCUCUGGGGCUGAAGCCGGCGCGCAAGAGCACGGCAUUUGCCCGGACCAACCAUUGUCUGCGGCUGAUGGAGAAGAUCGGCGUCGGUGUGGCGCUGUGCGAGCCGCUGCUGCUUGUAGGAGAAACAGGCACGGGCAAGACGACGAUCGUCCAGGAGAUGGCGCGGCUGCUCAACAAGAAGCUCACCGUGAUCAACGUGUCGCAGCAGACGGAGGUGGGCGACCUGCUGGGCGGGUUCAAGCCGGUGACGACGAAGAGCCUGGCGAUCCCGGUGCAGGAGGACUUCGAGGAGCUGUUCCGGCGGUCGUUUUCCGUGAAGAAGAACGAGCAGUUCCUGAAGCUGCUGGCCAAGAUGUUCAACAGGGCGCAGUGGAAGGGCGUGGUGCGGCUGUGGCGCGAGGCGUUCAAAAUGGCCGAGACGCUGUUUGCGAAGCAGGACGACGAGCUCGCGAAAAAACGCAGGCUGAACGACACCGACAAGGCCGCGCUGAUGGCCGAGUGGCGCGCGCUGUACGAGCGCGUGCGGGAGUUCGAGAAGCAGGCCAGCUCCGCGGACAAGUCGCUCGUGUUCAAGUUUGUCGAGGGCUCGCUGGUGCACGCGGUGCGCAGCGGCGACUGGGUGCUCCUGGACGAGAUGAACCUGGCGGCGCCAGAAACGCUCGACAGCGUGGCGGAGCUGCUGAACGAGGAGGCCGCGCAGCGCAACCUGCUGCUGUCGGAGAAAGGAGACGUCGAGAGCGUGAAGGCGCAUCCUGAGUUCCGCAUCUUUGGUUGCAUGAACCCUGCUACCGACGUGGGCAAGAAGGACUUGCCCGAAGGCAUCCGGUCGCGGUUCACGGAGGUGUACGUGCACUCGCCCGACCAGGACAUCGCCGACCUGCUCAUGAUCAUCGACAGCUACAUCGGCCGCUACGCGCUUGCCGACGAGUGGGUCGGCAACGACGUGGCGGAGCUGUACCUGGCGGCGAAGCGGCUCGCCGACACGAACGAGAUCGUCGACGGCAGCAACCAGAAGCCGCACUUCAGCGUGCGCACGCUCACCCGCACGCUACAGUACGUGCGGGACAUCGUGGCGAUCUACGGGCUCCGCCGGUCGCUGUACGAGGGCUUCUGUAUGUCGUUCUUGACGCUGCUGGACGCCGAGUCGGAGGCCAAGCUGCGGCCGCUGAUCGAGAAGCACACGAUCCAGCGGCUGAAAAACGCGCGCUCCGUGCUGGCGCAGGUGCCUGCCGACCCGUCCAGCGACACGCAGCGGUACGUGCAGUUCAAGCACUACUGGAUGCGGCGCGGCCCGCACGAGCCGGAGCAGCAGCCGCACUACAUCAUGACGCCGUUUGUGGAGAAGAACCUGAUGAACCUUGUGCGCGCGUCGAGCGGCCGGUUCCCUGUGCUGGUCCAGGGCCCGACCUCGGCGGGCAAGACCUCCAUGAUCAGCUAUCUGGCGAAGAUCACGGGGCACACGUUUGUGCGCAUCAACAACCACGAGCACACCGACUUGCAGGAGUACUUGGGCACGUACGUGUCGGACGACACGGGCAAGCUUGUUUUCCGCGAGGGCGUGCUGGUGGACGCGCUGCGCAAGGGCCACUGGAUUGUGCUGGACGAGCUCAACCUCGCGCCGACCGACGUGCUCGAGGCGCUCAACAGACUGCUCGACGACAACAGAGAGCUGUUUAUCCCGGAAACCCAGGAGGUGGUGAGGCCGCACCCGGACUUUAUGCUGUUUGCCACGCAGAACCCGCCGGGGCUGUACGGGGGCAGAAAAGUGCUGUCCAAGGCUUUCCGCAACCGGUUUUUGGAGCUGCACUUUGACGACAUCCCGCAGGACGAGCUCGAGAUCAUCUUGCGCGAGCGGUGCCAGAUCGCGCCGUCGUACGCGCGCAAGAUCGUCGAGGUGUACCGGGAGCUGUCUGUGCAGCGGCAGAGCACGCGGCUGUUCGAGAAAAAGAACUCGUUUGCCACGCUGCGCGACCUGUUCCGCUGGGCUUUGCGCGACGCCGUCGGCUACGAGCAGCUCGCCGCCAACGGGUACAUGCUGCUGGCUGAACGUGUGCGACGCGCAGAGGAGAAAGAGGUGGUCAAAACGGCGAUCGAGAACGUGAUGCGCGUCAAGCUGGACAUGGACGGCUACUACGCCCAGCUCGAGCAGCAGGAGCUGGCGCCGCUGCUGCGGCGCCCAGGACCUGUUGUCUGGACCAAGGCCAUGCGCCGGCUCGCCGUGCUUGUGGCCAUGUCCAUUAAGCACAAGGAGCCGCUGUUGCUCGUCGGUGAGACCGGGUGCGGGAAAACGACGGUCUGCCAGCUGGUCGCCGAGUUCUACGGCAAGGAGCUGAUCGUUGUCAACGCACACCAGAACACCGAAACGGGCGAUUUGCUCGGGUCGCAAAGACCAGUCAGAAACAGACAGAAGCUCAAGGAUAACCUCGAGGCAGGGCUGCGCGGCGUGCUCGCCGCACACGGCGCCACGUACGACGGCCUGGAGUCCGCUAUGGGCGUCUACAAUGACUUGCGGCGCCAGGGAGCGCUUUCUGACGAAGAGACAAAGACUGUGGAGCAGCUGCUCGCCGCGUCGCGCGUGUUAUUCGAAUGGUUCGACGGCCCGCUCGUGACGGCAAUGAAAAAGGGCUGCUUUUUCCUGCUGGACGAGAUCUCGCUCGCCGACGACUCCGUGCUCGAAAGACUAAACUCUGUGCUGGAGCCAGAACGCAGCCUGCUGCUUGCGGAAAAGGGCAGCGAGGAUGCCGCCGUGGUGGCCCACGAAAGCUUCCAGUUCCUCGCCACGAUGAACCCGGGCGGCGACUACGGCAAGAAAGAGCUGUCGCCAGCGCUGCGGAACAGGUUUACGGAGAUUUGGGUGCCGUCGAUGGAGAGUUUCGACGACGUGCGCCAGAUCGUGGAGACGCAGCUCGUGCCGGGAAAUGGACACCUGGCAGACGCCGUGGUGCGCUUUUCGGAAUGGUACGGUCUGCGGCUGGGCAACGGUUCCGCAACAAGUGGCGUCAUCUCACUCAGAGACAUUCUGGCGUGGGUCACGUUCAUCAACUCUGCCACGACCAACGGCACGGCGCCCGCAGCAGCCCUGCUCCACGGCGCAUGCAUGGUGUUUAUUGACGGGCUCGGAACGAACAACACCGCCUUCCUCGCCGACGACGAGGAAAACCUGCGCAAAACAAAACUCGAGUUUGUGCAAAAGCUCGCCGAAUUCAGCGGUGACGACUUGCAACCGCUCUACACGGCACCUUGUGAGGUUCACGUGACAGAUGAUCACGUGAUCUGCGGCCAGUUCCGGGUUUCGAGGGCCUCCACCAGUCAGGACUCGAAUUUCAACCUAGCUGCGCCAACGACGGCGGCGAACGCGAUGCGCGUGGUGCGUGCGAUGCAGAUCCACAAGCCAAUCCUGCUCGAGGGCAGUCCCGGCGUGGGCAAGACCAGUCUUGUUUCCGCGCUGGCGGCGGCCGUCGGCAAAAGUCUUACACGGAUCAAUCUUUCCGAGCAGACAGACCUGAUCGAUCUGUUCGGGUCGGAUUCACCUGUUGAAGACGGCGAGGCCGGCGAGUUCAGAUGGCGUGAUGCUCCGUUUUUGCGUGCCAUGAAGCGCGGCGACUGGGUUUUGCUCGAUGAGAUGAACUUGGCCUCACAGUCUGUGCUGGAAGGGCUGAAUGCCUGUCUCGACCACCGUGGCGAGGCGUAUAUUCCCGAGCUGGACAGGAGUUUCCGCAGCCACCCGGACUUUUUGGUGUUUGCUGCUCAAAACCCACAGCACCAGGGCGGUGGCAGAAAAGGUCUGCCGAAAUCGUUUGUGAACCGGUUUUCGGUGGUGUAUGUCGAUAUGCUGACGGAGGUGGAUCUAAAGAUGAUUGCGCGUCAUUUGUAUCCACAGCUGGACCACAGCGUUAGUGACAAACUGGUGGACUUUGUUUCGCUGCUAGAAAAAGAGGUGGUGCUCCACCGCAAAUGGGGAGCUGUUGGCGGGCCGUGGGAGUUUAAUUUGCGGGAUACGCUGCGGUGGCUCUCGCUGAUGAGCUCGCCGAGCCUGCUGGAGUCGCCAGCCCCCGGUGACUUUUUCGAGAUGGUGGUUCAACACCGUUUCCGGACGUCUGCCGACAGAGAGCGCGCACAGGAGCUAUACGAGCAGGUGUUUGGAGCCAGAGCUCCAACUGCGCCGUACUAUCAGAUGACGCUGGACUACGUGCAAUGCCAGGCGGAGCUUGUGCCGCGCAACAGACUGAACCAGUAUCUCGCCGACGACAAGCUGAGCCCGCUGCAGUGCAAUUUCACGGCAUUGGAGACGCUGCUGCGAUGCGUCAAAAAGCAGUGGCCGCUGAUCCUUGUCGGCCCCUCGAACGCGGGCAAGACCGAGCUGGUGCGGUUUGCGGCCGGCGUCGUCGGCACGCGACUGUACGAGUUCUCGAUGAACAACGAUAUCGACAGCAUGGACAUUCUGGGUGGCUACGAGCAGGACGACCUGUCACGUGAGAUUGCCGAGUUUGCACAGGACCUGCAGACGUAUCUGAUGCAGGCUGCCGCGUACAAUUUGCUGUCCAGCGCGGGCAACGUGGCCGUUUUGCAGCACACGUUGCGGUUCAUCGACUACUUGGCUACGCAUGAGAUUUCCAGGGGGCAGUUCGAUGAAUUGCAACGGCAUUUUGCCGUGCUACAGAAAUCUGUGGAAUCGGACAAGUUCCAGGAGCUGGAGGCCCGGUACACGGUUCUCUGCGAAAAGCUCGCCCAGGGCGACAAGAUCAAGUUCCGCUGGUUCGACAGUCUGCUCGUGCAGGCCGUUGAAAAAGGCCAUUGGCUGGUGCUGGACAACGCCAACCUGUGUAGCCCGAGCGUGCUGGAUAGACUCAACUCGCUGCUGGAAAUGGACGGCUCACUGGUCAUUAACGAGUGCACGGACGCAGAUGGAAACCCGCGCCACUUGCGGCCGCACCCUGAUUUCCGGCUCUUUUUGACUGCCGAUCCAAGAUACGGCGAGCUUUCGCGCGCCAUGCGCAAUAGGGGCAUCGAAAUCUAUCUGGAACAGAUCGAGCAACGCGCCACGAGCUUCGAUAGACGGCUGCUGGCACGUGAGAGUGUCUCGGCACAUGUGAGCUCGUAUGACGCCGGGGUGGCUGCGCUCGCCGUGCUGGCCGACGCGCUGACCAAGCCGGGCAAACAUCUUGCGGACGUCGCGGCAGCGGCGCUGCCUAUGUGGUCGCACACGCAGAUAUCUGCGCUGGUUGCAAAUGCGGCCAAAUUGCCAAACUUCAGGCACAUUUGCGCCGCUCUAGAACAAAUUGCGGGCCGGCUCGAGUUCUACAGCUCGCUACAGCUCCCUGCGCAAAUUUCAGAUCUGUACGAGGCUGCGCAGACCAACAAGCCAGUCAAAGUCGCCGUUGCCGCCCAGCCGCUCCAGCCGCUGCUCAACAGCUACAUUCUGAACAGUUUGGCCCAGCAACGGCCGCAGCUCGACUCGCCGGAAACGGUCUACUUCUUCCACGACGUGGGCAUGCUCUAUGCGGCUCAGCAGUUCCUGAAAAAGCUACACGCGCGCGCCGAAAACGCCAAGGUCACAGAACUCACGUACCUUGAACGGUCGGCUGCACAGGCCGUUGGAAGAACGCUGAAAAACGUGCCGCGACUCGACGUUUAUGGCCUUGUGCUCGGGAUUGCCGAGUUUGUGCGAUCGGAGCUAAAGGCGGCGCAAAGCCGGUGGACCGUUUCCGGCCAGUUCCGCGCGCUGUUCAAGCUCAUGUUCAUUUGGCAGGGCAUCGUGGACUGUUCGACCGUGCAGCACGAAACCAAGCUGCGCAUCUACCAGGAAAAAAUCCUGGCUUGGCUGGAUAAGUACCCCGGCAAUGGCGAGCCGCUGCGCGCUGUCGCCGAGUCGUUCGCCAAGCAGCUAGAGCUCCGCCAGGGCCACUCCAUGGCGCUGAUCUGGGAAAAGAGCAAAGCGGUGUAUCCAGCGACGGCCGAGUCGUGGCAGAGGUACCAGCUGCUCGUCGACGCGGCGGCCGAGUUCGACCAGGUCUGCAUGGAGCAGUACUCGGAGAAUUUCGAGGUGGUGGCAAAUCUGAGGCAGACGUUUGUCACAGUGCUUGAGCAGUGUGUGGCGGGCGUUUCUGUGGACUUUCUGGACGAGAUCACGGAGAAAAUCGCUGCAUUGAAACGAAUCUCGGCCUCGUUCCUCAACGCCAGAAAACACCCCUACGCCGCAAUGUUCGACCUACUGCUCAACUUCGUCGACCUGGCGUGCUGCAGCGACAAUCAGCCGCUCGCAAUGAGCGCAGAAAAUCUGAAACUCGCGCUCCUGGCCGCCCGACCAACGCUCUCGCUCACCAAGUGGAACCAGAGCCCGUUCAAGCCGUAUCCGCGGAUCCUGGAUAACCUGUGGGCCGGAGACUCGCAGUCCAAGAUCUCGGGGCUUCUGGGGCAGCAGCUGGUGGAGCAGCUUGUCGACGCCGGCCAGAAUAUGAAACAGCUCUCUGGAGCAGCCAUAGACGAGGCGCUGUCAGAUUCCAAGUUUUUGCUGCAGACGGUACUGAAAAAUAGCACGGCGUUGAAUAGCCCGUUGGAAAAUCUGCGGCGGCUCCUGGUGCACUGGAUUCUGCACAUCUGCGCGAUCCACACGGGCAGCACGACGGAGCUUGCUCAGCUGAACGAUUCUCUCUCCGUCCAGUCCAUCGCCAGCUACCAGACAACGCUGCGCGACGUGCCGUUCUUUUCCGACGUGUUUGCGCACUUCUUUGCGCCCGUGCUGCUUGCACACACCACACGCAGCGACCUGGGUCGCGCCUGGGUCCUCUUUGCCUGCGGCAUGCUCGCGCUCUUCGUGCCGAGCCAGGCCAACGACCCGGCUGUUGCGGAUCACGUGAUCUACGACGACUAUGUGCGGUUGCAACAGCUGGUGACGGAUAUCCGCAGCUCGUGGGCUGCGUACUGCGGCGUUGUGUUCGGCGAUAGGGCUGUGCACGUCGAGGGCCUGCUGCCGAUCGUCGACGAGGCUGCGCCUGCGGCGCCAAAGGUGUACCGGUCGGGCGAGCCGAUCGAGGCCCUAUUCCAGGAAUGGACGAUCUUUCUGGACUCUGCCGUGAAAAACAGGACUAUUGGGUCGCUGAUGGAGGCCGCUGAGGCGACGAUGCUGAAGAGCGCGCUCGAGGUGCAGAAUCUGCACCGCAACUCGACGCAGUUCUUCCUGCGUCUCAGACAGAACUUCAGCGAGUUUGCCGACCUCAACGACGUGCUGGCAGGCUUUGUGUACGCAUUGCGGCUGGGUCUUGAUCUUCUUGGUGAGGGCAAGCUGUGCGACUCAAAACUCUGGCCCGUGGACCCUUCUGUGCUGGGCAACGCCGACAAACUGGCGCAGACGCUUACGCAGACCAACCAGCUCGUGAAAUCGCGGUCGAUCGACGCAGCCGACGCGGAAAAGCUGAUCGUAUUCGAGGUCAAGGCGCUGCAUUUCCAGCGCCAGCAUGCGGCAAACUCAGACGAGCUGCUGCACGCGGCGCUGAUGACGGCAUAUUACCGCUGGAGCAUGCGGCGACUUAAGCUCGAGGAGCAGGAGUCUAAGCAGCACGGCGUGUUCCAGUACGACGACGCCAGCGUCGACGCUGAAAAAGAGUUCGCGCAGCUGUUCCCUGACGCGGAGAUCGAGGUCUCGGGCGGUGCACAGACGGCGGGCUGGGACGAGUUGUACGCGGAGCUUUCAGGUGCUUUUUGCAGCUACCAUUUGGACAGCCCGCUUGGACUGCAGCAGCUGGUGCUGGAAGGCGCGUCUGUGGUGGAAUGUGUCGGGCAACUGGUUGCCCGAGAGAGCUGUGCCAUCAACAGUCCUUCCCUGCUCGCCAGCUCCGUCCUGCAGAUGGCCCGUGCAAUGGACACGUUUGCCACGAACGAAAACCGCACGCUCGACUUCUACCGCGACUUCAGCCCUCACGAAACUCGCCGCUCAGGCCAGCUCGUGCUCGCCCUGCAAGGUCACGUGAGCGAGCUGCUUCAACAGUGGCCCGAGCACGCAACGUUGCAGCAGCUGUUGCGCAUCUGCGAGGAGUAUCUUGCGUACCGCGCCGACACGCCGCUGUUCCGGCUGCUCGCGAAAAUUGAGCAGAUCUACACGUUUGUUAACGAGUGGGAGAAAUAUGCGCACUCGGGCGUGUCGCUGCAGCGACACUUCCAGAAUCUGGCCGAUCUAGUUGUUUCGUGGAGACGGCUUGAGCUGAGUUCAUGGAAGGAGAUCUUGGCGAACGAGGAGCGCGCUUUUGAGACAGGCAUGGGCAAGUGGUGGUUCCAUUUAUUUGAGAGCGUUGUUGUGCCGGAACAUCAAGACGUGGCGCAGCUGGUGGGGGCCGUGAACGUCUUUAUCUCGCAAGCCACGCGCGGUGACAUGAAGCACCGGUUCAGGUUGGUGCGGGCGUUUGCGGAGCACGUUAAGGCUCAGCAGGAGUUGCAUGACGCACUGUACAACGUGCUGGACUUUUUCCAACCAUUUCUGGCCGCCGUCGAGGAAACAGUGGCUGCAGAAAAGAAGGUGCUCGACAAACAGGUCAAGGAGGUCAUUUUGCUAGCCAGCUGGAAGGAUAUCAAUGUCGAUGCUCUGAAACAGAGCUCGCGCAAGUCGCACCAAAGCCUGUACAAGCUGGUGCGCCGGUACCGGGACGUUUUGAGCGGCACGGUCGCUGAUAUGAUCGAGAGUGGACUGAAAGCGCCUGUCAGUCAAUUUUUGCCAAAGACUAUUGGCACCUGCCCAGUUGCUCUUGGCGACUUGCCGGCUACGGACAUUUCGAUGUUCAAAAACAUCCACACCGUCCACCGCAACAUGGAAACUUACCUGGGCGAGCUCGCAGCAGAGCCUGUUGCUCCGUUCUAUGAGUUCUGCCAUGAGAUCGUCCAGGCAGCAGAAAAGCUGCGUGCAGAAACGCCAAAAACGCUAACCGACGAGAACAAAAAACAGGUGGCGGCUCUCAAACAGGAGAAGCGCAAGCUGCUGAGCGACACCUUGAAGGAGCUGCGCCGCAGCGGGCUCAAGCUGCAGACCAACACGAAAACUCAGGCCCUGCUUGCGUCGACGACGGCGGUGCUGGCCAACUCGCGCACGUUCCGCCACACGGCCCUCGAGGGGUGCGACGUGUACUUUUUCCGUGUGCUGGAGCUGCUUCCGCGCUUGCGCGCGGCGGUGGCUAACUGCCACGCCGAGGUGCCCGUGACAGACGCGCAGAAGGCGCUAGCCGCUGCUGAGAACGUGCUGGUGUCGCUGGUCGCGACGCGGCACAAGAUUGGAGACGUGUGUGCUGCUCGGGACGCCGUCGAGGACGCACUCAGGACUUUGCGUCCUGCCACUGCAGACAAGAUUGUCGGUGUGGAUCCACACGCCGCACACGUCGUUGCCACCGUGCGCAAGUUGCCCGAGGUGGUUGCCAUGGCAACCAAAGUUUCUGAGGUGGCUGCAGGGCUCGACGUGGGCCCUGUGCUGAAAGUUGAAGACGUGCAACUGGUGCUUGAGAACAGGCUGCUUACACAGAGCGACUGGGACAGGCUGAAGGCGGCGCGGCGCGGGCUCGACUCUCUGCGCGCACAGCUCGCCGCGUGGAAACAGACUCAUCCGGCGCUCGGUUUUGUCGCAGACACCGUGCUGGACUGGCUCGAUGCGUCGGUCUCGCUCGACCAGCUGUCGCUGGUCGAGCACGACGCCAAUGUUGCCGCGGCCGGCAGCGAGCUGUUCGGCUCUGUGCUGGUGAGCAUCCAAAAGAUCCGGCAGCUGCAAACUGCCCCACUCGACGAGGACGCGGACAACUGGUUUGUGGACAGCCAGCGUCGGUUAGCGAAGCUGCUGGGCCUGUUGUAUGGCGACGUGCUGAAAGAGCGGGUCGGCAACUUUGUGCAGUUGCUGGAGCAGUUGCACUAUGACGACGGCGUCGACGGCGCCGUGCGUGCGCUGCUGUGCUACGUGGUGCCCGUGUUGGAGCACUACUUCAACGCGGCGAGUAUAGUGCUGGGCAAAGCGCAGGCCAACUACGUGGGGGUGUCACGUGGCCUUUUUGAGCUGUGCACGCUGCUACUGAGCGUGGCUACCGACGGGUUCUGUUCGCCGGACGGUGCCAGUGACGAGGAGUCUGGGCCUGCCGAGAGCGGCACGGGUCUGGGCGACGGCGACGGCGACGGCGCGACGAAUCACUCGAAGGACGUGGAGGAGGACGAGAAUCUGGAUGACCUCGUUGGGGGAAAGCAGGAGCGGGACCAGAACGACGGAGAAGAGGACAAUGACGACGCCGUGGACGUGGAGGGCGACAUGCAGGGCGAUCUGGAGGAGCUGGAUGCUCAGGAUGGCGAGGACGAAGAUGACGGCGACAACGAUGAGGAGUCUGCGGACGAGGAAGUUGGCGACGUGGACGAUCUGGACCCCAACGCUGUGGACGAGAAGAUGUGGGACGAGGAAGCGUCGGGCGAGAAGGAGAAGGAGAAGGACGACUUGAAAGGCCAGACGGGCGAGGACAUGGAGGCCGUGGAUGAGGAGAAGGAAGGAGACGGCGACGGCGAGCAGGAGAAGGCCGAGGAGGCGAGCGACGGCGAGCAGGAGGAUGUUGGCGAGCAGGAGGACGAGGUCCGCGACGGCGACGACGCAGAGAUGGACGUCGAGCAGGGCGAGGCCCUGGAGCUACCGGAGGACCUGAAUUUGGACGGAGAGGAGGAAAGCGAGGACGAUGAAAAGGAUGGAGUGGAGGACAUGGAGAUCGACGAGGAGGCAGAGGACAACGAAAGAGAUGGGGGAGAAGACGAAGCGGAAGCAAAGGAGGAGGAAGAAGGCGAAGGGGAAGAAGAAGAGGAGGGAGAAGAGGAAGGAGAAGAGGAAGCUGAAGGCGAGGGCGAGCGUGCUGAGCCAGAAGAUGCUGGAGAAGAGGAAGCGGAGCAAGGCGAAGCAGAAGGCGAAGAAGGGGCAGACGGCUCGGACGAAGAGGCGUCUGAGGAGCUCAAGACGGAGGCCGCUCCAGAGGCAGACGCAGAGGCCGCAGACGCAGCGGAGGGCGGCGCGGACAGCGCGCCGGACGCCGUGCGGGACGCCGAGUCGGCGGCGGCGGCAGACGACGGCGCACAGGCCGAGGGAGCCAGCGCGAGCGCAGAGACCGAGCAGGACAACGUGGGCGCGAGCGGCGCGGCGCAGGCGCAGGACGCGCAGGAGCAGACCGACCGGUCGCGCGAGUCGGCCGCCAGCACGCUGAAGCAGCUCGGCGACUCGCUCAAGGAGUUCUACAGACGGCACCAGGAGAUACUGGAGGCCGACGUGGACGCGGCAGAGCAGACGGGCGAGAACCCGGACGAGUUCCAGCACCUGGACGGGGAGAACGCGCAGAGCGACACCCAGGCGGUCGGCGCUGCGGCGCAGGAGCAGGCGAUGAAGAUGGACGACGAGAUGGAGAUCGAGGAGCCGGAGCAGGCGCCGGAGCAGGCGCCGGAGCAGGGAGCCGCGGAAGGCGGUGACGAUGGCGACGCGGAAGGCGUCGAAGGUGUCGCCGACGCUGCGCCGCCCGAGCGCGCGCCAGACAUCAAGCAGGAGCGCGUGCCCGGCCUGCGCGCCGACGACGAGAUGGACGAGGACGAGGACGAGGACACGCCGAUCGACGCUGCCACACCUCGCACCGCCACCGCCGCGCGCGCGCCCGAGGAGGCGGCGGCGCUGUGGCAGCGGGCGGACGAGGCCACGCGGGAGUUCACGGCGGGGCUGUGCGAGCAGCUGCGGCUGAUUCUCGAGCCGACGGUCGCCACAAAGCUCAAGGGCGACUACAAGACCGGCAAGCGGCUCAACAUGAAGAAAAUCAUCCCCUACAUCGCGUCGCAGUUCCGCAAGGACAAGAUCUGGAUGCGCAGAACCAAGCCUAGCAAGCGGCAGUACCAGAUCAUGAUCGCCGUCGACGACUCGAAGUCGAUGGCCGAGUCGAAGGCCGUCGAGAUCGCGUUCCAGUCGAUCGCGCUCGUUUCCAAGGCGCUGACCCAGCUCGAGUCCGGCCAGCUCUCGGUCGUCAAGUUCGGCGAGUCCACCGACGUGGUGCAUCCGUUCGACGCCCAGUUCACCGCCGACGCCGGCGCGAGGGUGUUCCAGAACUUCACGUUCGAGCAGACGCGCACCGACGUGCGCAGGCUCGUGGCUACGUCGCUGGAGCUGUUUGCUGCCACCAAGCCGGCAUCGGAGAAUCUGUGGCAGCUGGAGAUCGUUCUGUCGGACGGCGUGUGCGAGGACCACGAGACGAUCCGGCGGCUGGUGCGGCGCGCGCGCGAAAACCACAUCAUGCUGGUUUUCGUGGUCAUCGACGGCAUCGCCAACACGGAGAGCAUACUACAGAUGAGCCAGGCAAAAUACGUGCCCGACGCGUCGGGCGAGCUCAAGCUGCAGGUCCACAAGUACCUGGACACGUUCCCGUUCGAGUACUACGUGGUGGUGAGCGAGAUCGAGGAGCUGCCCGAGAUGCUGGCCUCGAUUCUGCGCCAGUUCUUUGCCGAGACGGGAGAAAGAUAA